Syngnathoides biaculeatus (alligator pipefish) is the source of this 4749-nucleotide messenger RNA. RefSeq names its product zinc finger protein ZFAT-like. The record is from RefSeq and is a predicted model, not a curated record. Gene Ontology annotation, biological process: regulation of transcription by RNA polymerase II. The coding region runs from base 627 to 4259 and encodes 1210 amino acids. The transcript is spliced from 24 exons. Gene Ontology annotation, molecular function: RNA polymerase II cis-regulatory region sequence-specific DNA binding; DNA-binding transcription factor activity. Lineage: Eukaryota; Metazoa; Chordata; Actinopteri; Syngnathiformes; Syngnathidae.
UCGACAUAAACAAGGCUGCGUUGAACGACGGAGGCUGUUUGCAUUUUCUGCACAUUAUUUCAUCUUACGUCCUGAUUUUAUCUCAUGUAUUUAUUGCUUUAAUAGGUCACAGAGCUCGCAGGUUUUGAGAAACUGUGACCGUCGUCUUGUGGCGUAAAUUAUUAUUAAUUUCUUUGUCGAAGAGAAACAUUUUUGUAUUAAUACCCAGUUAAAACAUCUUUACAGUGGUCUCAAAUAGCAAAGCACGGUUCUUGAAAAAGCACACAGAAAUGAAUGUAUCCUGAUAAUUCCCAAGGUUUACAAUUGGUUGAUUGCCUGAAGAUGCUGCUGUACAGGGACAAAAGCCUCUGAAUUUUGUGCUUGGCGCUGCAGUCGUAAACCCACAUUAUAAUGGAGGCUCACUACUUGGACAUUAGAAGAAUAAUAAUUAUCAUGCGAAUAUUUAAACGAUGAAUUUGCAUGGCGAUAUAGCUCGUAGUUGUAAUUCAGGAUAAACGGUAAAACACGUUGUACAAACAUGCACACGCAAACUGGAUGUCGUGUCAAGGCAUGGCUGGAGUGGUCACCGUUGCUGACACUGAAAAUCUAAAAUCAAAUUAAAAUAUGAGGUUCAACUCACGCAAAACAUGAAACAGCACCACUUGCACGCUGGUUCUGUGUUUAUGUGUCGGCUCUGCAACCAGUUCUCUCCCAGUCACUCCCUGCUGGUGGACCAUUGCUCCCAGCUGCACCCCCUGCAGGAACCUCACGAAGACAUCAUCGUUGCACUGCAGCCCCUUGCGGGAGUGCCACUGGCGACCUUAGCAGAGACCUCGGUAAAGCGAAAACGAGGGCGACCAAAAGGCUCCACCAACAAAGUACGCAAAUAUCAAAGGGAAGGCAGAGAAGAUGUCGCGCUGUCCCCGGUAGGAAAAGUCCAAAGACAAGAGGGACAGAAAGAGGAGGCCGACACGCAGGGUAUGGCCCCAAAUGGCGAUGACAACAAAAUAGCUGAGCUGAAAUGCAACGACUGCCAUCGUUUGUUCAGCAACAGACGGCAGAUCGUCAAACACAUCUGCCUGAAAGCGCAGUUCGAGGAAGAGGAAGACGACGACGACGACACUGGCAGCAAACGCAGCGGUCUUGAGGAUUGUGAAAAUUUGGACCCGGAGGGACCAGAUAAAACCCAAAAGCAACAAAGCCCUAAAACGUCAGGAACCAAGGGAAGAAUUGGAAUGAAGAGUUUUCAAACCUCGAAGUGCAGCAAGAGCAGUCAAAUACUUUCGAAUGGGGAACGUCUCCCCACCUCCAAAGACGACGAAAGCGGAAGCAAAAAAAGUCUCAUCGAUGUCCUUCUCACUGAAGAUGAGUCGCUCCCAGGUGUCAUUAAAAUGAUUCCAGUCGAGAACAUUUCUGGUGUUUCGGAGUAUUUAAACAGUUCGGGCGGGUUUCGGAAUGCUGCAGUUCCUCAGGAUGAUGCAGAAGACAUUGCAAGUCAGUCUGCAGCCGGUGUUGAAGACCCCAAAGCAGACCAGGACCCGAGUUCCGACAGAACAGAAAUCACACCCGGAAAAGGCUUCCUGGAAUAUUCCGUCAAGCAAGAUGUCCCCAAUUUGAUCCCGAGCCAACUGAAGGUCUUUGGCUGUGAGUUCUGCAAUAAAAUCUUUAAAUUUCGACACUCGCUGAUGUCCCACCUCAGGACUCACACCCAAGAGAAACCAUUCAAGUGUCCACACUGUGACUAUGCGUCCUCCAUCAAGGCCAACCUGAACGUUCACCUUAGGAAGCACACCGGAGAGAAGUUCAGCUGCCAACAGUGCGCCUUCAAAUGCCUCAACCCGGGACACCUCAAGGUCCACGUCGAGCGUGUCCAUUUGAAGGUGAAGCAGCACUGCGGCUUCUGUCAAAAGAAGUACUCCGACGUGAAGAACUUGAUCAAACAUAUCGAAAAAAGUCACAAUUUGAAAGACCCGCUCAUCCAGAAGAGCUAUCAACAACUGAGGCUGAAGACUCGCCAGGGACUGCGACAACUGCUCUACCACUGUCCCACUUGCAGCCGCUGCUUCAAGAACCAGAUGGAGCGCGAGCGCCACUUGCUGGUCCACGGGCCUCAGCGGCCCUUCGCCUGCUCGCUCUGUGACCAGGCCAAAACCUGCUUGGCCACCCUGGCCGCUCACGUCCGGAAGCAUCCCUUCCUGUACGUGUGCCGCACGUGCGAGGGCAAUUUUGUCAGCAGUCAGAGACUCAAGCGGCACCUCCUGGAGGUUCACCCUGAGUUGGAGCAGGAGGAGGCAUUCAAAGAGUGUAUUAAAAACAGCUUCUACCUGAUGAACGGUGGAAAAAUCUUACCGGUAGAGGAGGAAAGAGAGGGCAGAGAGAGAGGCUUGAACGCAGAAGGAGACGCCGAGUUGCGAGAUGAGAGCAGAGAAGAUCUGAUGAGAACUGGCGAAGACGGUGAGGAGUGGAGGGAUGGGGAAGACGACCCGCAGAAAGCAGCAGCAGCAGCACCGGAAGAUGCGGACCGUGCUGAAUCUCACGCUGAAACUGUUCAAGCAGACUGGACUGGAGAAGGAUUUACUCAAAAACAGGAAGUCAAAAGCGUUGCCGAGAAACAGAACGACGGGCGCGUGGAGUCCUCUGCGACGGCACUCGCACACGACUCUGCGGAAAGCGAUAAGCCGGGGCACGAGCCGCACUCGGAAGACGCGACCGCCGAUCCAGACGUUCAGUUGGCGGAUGAUCGCGAGUCCGCCGCAAACACUCCAGUGAACAAUUUUAUCCCACGCGCGCCUUUGCCUUCAGCACCUUCAGAGGAAGACGCCCAAACGGCACAAUCGGAGCAGGACUUCCAAUUAAGUGCAUUCCAGCAGGUGUUGCUAUCACUUCCGAAAACUCUUCUUGAUAUGGAGACCUUCCAGCAGCUUAGGAAAAUAUACGGAGACCUGGAGUGUCAAUAUUGCGGGAAACUCUUCUGGUACAAAGUCCACUACAACGCCCACGUGCGCACACACACAAAGGAGCACCUGCACUACUGCUCCAAGUGUAACUACUCGUCCAUCACCAAAAGCUCUUUAACGAGGCAUCUGAUUCAGAAGCACAGUGGCGUGCUGCUGCCGUGUUCCAGUCCGGGAUGUAAAUACACGACUCCUGACAAAUACAAACUACGAGCCCAUCAGACGAAACACCAAAAAGAGGGGAAAAGUGCGCCCUGUCCCAUCUGCCAAAAAACCUGUCCAGAGCACAGGCUUAAGCAACACAUCCAAGUCUUGCACCCUGACGCAGUACCAGUCAAAGGCCAGAAGGUGAAACGAGCAGAGAAAUGCCCAUACUGCGAGUCCUACUACCUCAAGAACAGCAGCGAAUUUCAGCAGCACAUCUGGGCCCACCAAGGCGUGAAGCCAUUUGUCUGCAAUAUUUGUGACUACGCGAGCCGCAGCAGGAACAACUUGAAAAAUCACAUGAACCGACAUAGCAGCGAAAGAUCUCACAUCUGCGAGCUGUGCGGUAAAACGUUUAAAUCCAAAAUGUCGUUGAAGAGCCACAGACUGAGCCACACCGACCAGGGGAAGCAGUUCAGCUGCUCAGAGUGUGACUUCAGUUCCGCUUUGAAGGCUCCCUUGCUGAGGCACAUGGAGCAGCAUGCGAGAUUUAAGCCAUUUCAGUGUGGUCACUGCCUCUACUCCUGCAACACGUCCGGUCCGCUGAAACGACACUACAAGACAAAACACCCGGGUCAGGAGUAUCAAAAUGUCGGAGAAGGUCUCUCAGAUGCGGAAUAUUCCGCGCAACAAGCCAUCAAGUGCCCUGAAUGCAGAUUUGUUUACGGCACCAAAUGGGAGCUGAAUCGGCACAUGAAGAAGAAGCACGGUACAAAAGAGACGGAAUGCACUUGGGAGGUGGAAGAGACUGUCGACAGUCAAUUUGUGCCUUUGGACCAAGAAGAGGAGAUGACAGAAGAGCAGGCUGCCCUGCAAGACAAUGGGACUGAUAAUAUUCUCCAGCAGAUUGUCGAGUUAAGCUCAGAAACUCAUGACGCCAUCACGUCCAUGGUUGCCAUGGCUCCCGGCACCGUGGCCGUGGUAGAACAGGUGGUGGAUGAGGAGGAGGCCGGCGACCACCAGCUGAUGGUCGUGGACGCAGACGGGGAUCUGUCCGCCGAGCAGGUGAUGGUGGUGGAAGAGGGGCAGGAGCUGGAGGCCCUGAGGGUCCUCACGCAAGACUACAGCACUCAGCACUUUAUUGUCUACGUUCAGGAACAAACUGUGGAAAUCAACUCGUAAUGCUGGCGUUUCAGAAUAGACUAUCAAUAUCUUUGCGUUAUCAUCAUCAAAUAUUAGUAGAUAUUAUACAAUAAAGCAUUGCAGUCUGAAUUGUGCCACAGGUUAAAUGUGCAAUACUUUCUUCCAUUGCAAUACUGUUUACCUCCAGAGUUUAUUUAAUAAAACGCCGUCUUGUACUGGUUGGUGUGUAGCUCUAUGUACUAAUUGAACAGAAUUGAUGUUCAUAAUGAAUAAAUGAAAUAUUGAAAUGGCGAAAAGACAACAAUUUAAAAAUUGCUGCAUUUCUCUCUGCCUAGAUAUUGAGGUUGUUGCCCCACCCCCCCCAAAAAAAGAUUACAUAUAUGAGACCAUGUCAAUAAAUUAGUUUGUACUUCUUUAAUUCACUAUUUCAAUUUUCCAAAUUUAACAGAAAAAUACUUUUCGGAAGGCCAAUGACUAAUUUCUACAAGAAUAUGUAAUGUUCUAACUUCUUGGUAUGGUGGAUUUUGUG